Molecule: messenger RNA, 300 nt
Organism: Dentiscutata erythropus
Lineage: Eukaryota; Fungi; Glomeromycota; Glomeromycetes; Diversisporales; Gigasporaceae
Source: the annotation of a GenBank genome assembly
AUGGCUCAUUCAGGCAAGAUUCAUCUUGGGGUUAAUCAGGAUAUAAUUCAUUUUGAUUUGAUUUAUUUUGAUUUGAUUUAUUUUGAUUUGAUUUAUUUUGAUUUGAUUUAUUUUGAUUUGAUUUAUUUUGAUUUGAUUCAUUUUGAUUUGAUUUAUCAAGAUAUGAUUCAGUUUGGUUUGAUUCUUCAAAGUGCAAUUCAUUUUGAUUCGAAUUAUCUGAAAAUAUUUCAUCUUGAUAUGUUUCAUAUAGAGAUAAUUCAUCAUCGUAUGGGAAUUGCGAUUCUUGUUCUUGUGACAUGA